AUGUCUUCCAAGUACAACUUUAACGGAAAGGUGGCUCUGGUGACUGGAAGCAGCUCCGGCAUUGGUGCCGCUGUAGCAAUUCAACUGGCUAAAUACGGCGCCCAGGUGGCCAUCACCGGUCGAGACGCCGUCGCACUGAGCAAAGUGGCCGACCAGGUGGCCGCCGUCGCUAAAAGAGGCGAGAGACCGCUAGAAAUUGUCGCCGACCUGCUCGACAACUCGACGCCCAAGAAGCUGAUUGAAGAGACGGUGGCCAAGUUUGGCAAACUGGACGUUCUAGUCAACAACGCCGGUGGCAGCAGCCCAAACGGUGGUCUAAGCUCACCGACGCUCCUUUCCGAGUUUGACACCGUUUUCAAGCUCAACGUUCGUUCUGUGGUGGAGCUGACGCAGUUGGCGGUUCCGUACCUGGAAAAAACGACAGGAAAUGUGGUCAACAUUAGCAGCGCCCUCAGCAUGCGACCACGCCGACUAGUGUACUGCAGUAGCAAAGCUGCUUUAGACAUGGUCACUAAAACGGCUGCCCUGGAGUUGGGACCAAAACAAAUCAGGGUGAACAGCGUCAACCCCGGUCUAGUAGAAACUCAGUUUGCCAGAUCAGCUGGGCUCGACGCAGAAGGACGAAAAAAGUUUUACAAUGAGUACACAGAGAAAUCGCUGAUGAAACGCAUUGGACACGUUGAUGACAUUGCCAAUCUGGUGUCUUUUGUCGCCAGUGAUGAUGCUCGCAAUAUAACAG
This is a messenger RNA of Rhagoletis zephyria (snowberry fruit fly), 739 nucleotides long. Lineage: Eukaryota; Metazoa; Arthropoda; Insecta; Diptera; Tephritidae. The record is from RefSeq and is a predicted model, not a curated record.